Molecule: messenger RNA, 255 nt
Organism: Loa loa (African eye worm)
Lineage: Eukaryota; Metazoa; Nematoda; Chromadorea; Rhabditida; Onchocercidae
Exons: 1
Coding region: 1-255 (84 amino acids)
Source: RefSeq, a predicted model, not a curated record
AUGGAUAGUCUUACAGGGCCGAACGAGUUCCAUCUGCCAGGAUUUGGGAUCAGAGUUGUUUUUUCUCUGAGGAUGGUUGUCAAGAAGCUAACCAGCCCAUCCCGCUGUGGACACACUUUGUCUGAUCCUUCAUUUAACAUGUGGCUGGCGUGGGAAGCCCUACGAAGGCUUUUUCAACUACCGCAUAAUUCGAAACCUCAUAAGGAUAUUCAAGCUUCUUCCCCACAACAAGGAUGUCAUUGGAGAUUUUGGUGA